This is a messenger RNA of Moneuplotes crassus, 1544 nucleotides long. The record is from the annotation of a GenBank genome assembly. NCBI's taxonomy places the organism in Eukaryota, Ciliophora, Spirotrichea, Euplotida, Euplotidae.
UUUAAAUAAAAUUCCAAAUGUCAAAAGACACCUCUAAACGGUCCUUCUCAAGAUCGAAUCGCCCUGAAGAAUCUAACUACGGUGGUAACUCCAGGAUGGAAGCCCGUGAUGAAAAUAAGAGAAAAUUCCAGCUGUCCACCAACGAAAUUGGUGAACUCAAGCACUCACUCCACUACAUUGAAUCGAGAUUAGAAAGAGAAUUGGACGUUAAAAAUGAUCUUGUCGAGAAAGCAGAACAAGAUCACAGAAGAGUAGUAGAUUUGGAGCUCCAACUCACUGAACAGAAGGAACUCAACAGAAUCCAGAGUAACAAAAUCAUUGUCCUCUCUGACCAGCUUGACAAGUUCACAGGCUCCCAAGAUAAUAUUGUUAAAGAACUUCGGGAUAAAUUCUUCGAUUAUAACAAAGAAAUUGAGAACAAACAGCAUGCACUGAACCAGACCAGAGUCACUCUAAUGGAGACCAGGGAGAAGCUUGACGAUGUCACUAGAGAAAGAGACAGGUACCUCGCUGAACUAGAAGCUGCAGACGAGAAAGCCAAGCUUCAAGAGGCUCAGAUCAAACGUCUCAAUACCGAACUCUCCAUUGCUGAAAGGACUAUUGAAGAAUUUGUUAACUGCAAAGAGAAGAAAAUCAGUAGCUUUUUCGACGAGAAAACUAUUUACACAGAUGCUAAGAAAAUCGAAAGUAUCCUAUCCAGCAUGGAUGACACUAAGAAUGAUUAUUCCAGGCUCGGGAAAAGCCCAAAUGAAAGCCAAAUUAACAACUGUAGGCCAUACCUCAUUCAGAAAUUCAGACAAGAAGAGCUUAAGAAGUUAGAGAUGGAAGCAGCUACUCAGAAGGAGCCUGAUCUAUCUGUACUUCCAGAAGAUAUCCAAGCUAUUGUUAAUAAAUUUAGGAACAGACAGGGCAAUGAAUUAAGCUCAAAGAUGGUUGAUAAGCUUCUGGUCGAAUGCAAUAGGGCUUACCACUUUAUAAAGCAAGACAGGGUAUUGAAGAUCAAGACUCAGUUAAAUGCUGAGAUCCAGUACCUUAAAAGAGUCCUCUCCCUCCUUAUCCCUCUCGAUAAGGACAAGGCUAGGACUGAAAUAGCAUACCUCAGGAGAGAACUUAAAAACGCUAGAGAGGACAUUAGAAGACUUAAUAUCAAGAUCAGGAAAAAGAAAGAUGUUAGUAACGAAAAGUCAUUAGAUCUCGGCUCUAGAUCACAAAUCCAAGCGCUUAACGAUGAACCCCUUAAUGACGUUAGCACUCAAGAUGGCUACAAGUCAAACUCCAGAUUUAUCGAAAAAGCUCUUGAUGUAGCCGAAAGCGCAGUGAAUGAGUCAAAGGUUCUCAAUAGAAGAAUCAGCCAGAAUGUUCAUGGCUACAAUGCUGAGAAAUCAAAGUCACAUUACACUUGGAGAGAGGAAGAUCAGAAUGACGACCUCAAUUCUGAGGAAUGGCUUAUCAGCGAAAUCAACAAUGCAGUCAAAGGCUCGAACGACAAAGUACAAAGAAUGAUGUAUGCCUCUAGAGUCCACCUUAAAUAACUCAACCUAAAA